AUGGCUUAUCAAAGGGGUAACCGGAAGCCGUUAUUGUCUGAAGGCCAAGAAAAGCCAAAUAAUUCGGCAACGUAUGUUUUGAAGAGUCUAUACACGGAUGGUGAAGAUCACAGGCUAAGGGAGAUACAGGAGGCACUGAAGCGCUUGAAAAAGCUUAUGCUACGGACCGACGCUUUACAUAGUGACAUCCUGAGCGAUCUUCGAUCAUAUGUGACCUUGUGUUUGAAUAAUCAAACAGGACAUUCACCAUCAUGUAACGGUAAUAAUUGUAAGCAGCAGCUCUGUUGUCUUUUUCCGCAAUUACAACGCAGCUGUUUAGGGGCUCGGCUUGCAAAUGGACAAAUUAUCAAAACCUCCAAAAGGUGGCAUAAUUUAACGAAUCAGUGCAACAUGGCGUAUUUUGCGUUUACGGACGCCCCUCGCAACGUGAAGGAAGGUAUUGACUGGCUGAUAGCCCUGAAAGGAACUGAUCCAGAAAACAACAUAAAGGCUAUAGGUGAGGCAAUUCACAAGUUUCUCGCAGACAAGCCUGUCGGAAAGAUGAAGAUUCCAGCCCUCGAGCGAAUCAAAUGCAUAUCUAAAAAUUUUUUGCAGCAGGAGAGUAUAAAAGACUGCCCGUUGGUAAAUGACAUGCUGAGAAAAUUCAAUAAGGCGUGGGAUAAAAGUGCCGGUAAAUGGCUCAAGCGCUUGUUUCGUAUCUACGAAAGCGAUUACAAGAACGUCAUACAGUCCAAGGGUCUCACCGCCGAAACGAUUUCAAACAACCUAGGCAAGGUUGUAUACGCUUGUGAGGAGUUUCUGCGAGGUAUCAAAGUCCCCGGCCAGUAUAGGUCUGCUUACAGUUCGGAAGCAAUGUUCUAUGCAGCAUGCGCCAAAUUCCCUGAAGCUUGCGCAGUUGUUGUCGUGGGUAUUGCGCCAAUGUUGUACGUAGGCCUACAGUCCUUGAGUGAUGCAAGCGUAGAUGCAUUUUUGAGGUGGCCGCCCUUUACUGCGUACAAUCGUAUGCAAGAGGUGUUAAAAGCCGUGGGAUACGUAGAACCGGGGUGCCGCCGUGGCAUGAAGGCUUCGCAUAUCCUCAGUGCGUUUAGAGGUUUUAAUUUGCGCAUAUUUAAGAACAUUUAUGAUUUCGCGGGGUUUUGGGCUUUCUAUUGA
Messenger RNA from Babesia bigemina, 1152 nucleotides. RefSeq lists its product as hypothetical. The transcript has a single exon. The record is from RefSeq and is a predicted model, not a curated record. Bases 1 to 1152 code for a protein of 383 amino acids. NCBI's taxonomy places the organism in Eukaryota, Apicomplexa, Aconoidasida, Piroplasmida, Babesiidae.